AAAUUGUCAAAAAAAUUGAAUUUAACCCUGUUUGCAUUUUCUGUCUCCAUAAAUCGGCUUGACUCAGGUCCAAAAAUAUAUUUUUUUCUUUUAGUAAAAAACGCUUUUUUAAAGGAAUAAAAUGUCGAGUACCUCUCAAAAACAUCGAAACUUUGUAGCGGAACCUAUGGGCGACAAACCAGUUACCGAAUUGGCUGGAGUCGGUGGUGUUUUAGGAGAAAGACUGAAGGAAGCGGGCUUUGACAAGGCAUUUGUAGUUCUUGGCCAAUUUUUAGUACUAAAGAAAAACCAAGAAUUAUUCAAAGAUUGGAUGAAGGAAACAUGCUCGGCAAACACAAAACAAUCUACAGACUGCUGGCAGUGCCUCAAUGAUUGGUGUGAGGAGUUUUUGUAAAUAUUGAUAAUUAUUUUAAAAAGAAGUUUAUGAUCUACUUUUAUAAGUUUAAAAAGAUUAAUAUCAAAGUUAUAAUUAAUAUGCUAGUUUCUAAUAUUUUUAAUAUGUUUUAUAAGGUGAGGUGAGAUUGUAUAAAUAAAUGUGGUAAACAUGUAAACAAAAAAGAAA
Messenger RNA from Anthonomus grandis grandis, 562 nucleotides. It is a transcript of the gene baf, whose product is annotated as barrier-to-autointegration factor. The transcript is spliced from 2 exons. Gene Ontology annotation, molecular function: DNA binding. Bases 122 to 394 code for a protein of 90 amino acids. NCBI's taxonomy places the organism in Eukaryota, Metazoa, Arthropoda, Insecta, Coleoptera, Curculionidae. The record is from RefSeq and is a predicted model, not a curated record.